AUACAAUUGAGAAUAGAAUUAUAAAACGAGAAAGUACAGUGAUUGCAUUGAACAAAAUGUGUUUCGAAAAGGGAAAGAAAUAUUGAAAGGGCAGGGAAAACAGAAAACCGCAGAGAACGUUACAACGACAUAAAAGGCCAAGAAAUCAAGGUUACACACCUCUCUCUCUCUUUCUCUCUCUCUAAAGAAUCAAAUGCUCAAACAUUUUUUGUAUCGAAACUCUGCUUCCUAAUCAAAGUUGUUCUGUUUCUGAAAACUAACAAGAAAAGGGGAAAAAAGCGAAAUUAAGAGGUGUCUCUGUCACAGUGAUACUGAUAGAGAAAGCAACACAGCGAGAAUGAUGAUAAAGGAUUCAAAAACGGAAAGAAAAAACCCUAAUCCGGUGUUUGUGGUGUUGGCAGAGCAGUGAUGUGAAGGAAGGAAUGGAUGAAAAGCCCUAAGGAUCGGGGAAACGAUAAUCUUAGAUGCUUGUCUCUGGAGUAUCAUGGGAUCUGAAAUGGCUCUUGCAAUUCGUAUUCUCAGCUUUUGUGAUGGCGAUUGGGUUGCACACGUUGGUAAAGAACACCGCAUCCAAGUACUUUGAGGUUGACGCCAAUUUUGAAGGGGAACAACACCACGCCAUGCCUGGCCUUAUCAUGGAUGAUUCUCUUUGCGCCGUUUGUCGCAACCAUGGCAAUAAAAAGUGUUCGCGUUGCAAAUCCGUUCGAUACUGUUCACAAGCAUGCCAACAGGCACACUGGAAAUCUGAGCAUAAGAUGAAAUGCAAGGAGCUGCAGAGCACAAGUGCAAUGAAUUUGGCUCAAACUGGGCCAAUUAAUCGUGGGUUCAGAGCUUCUGCACCUGUGAAUAGAAGUACAUCUUCUAUUGCCCUGAUCCCUGAAUGUGGUAGUGGAACGUCUAGGCCUAUAAAGCAGCCUAAAAAUGAUCUUUUUCCUUACAAUGAAUUUGUUAAUUUUUUUAACUGGGACAAGCCAGGAUUUCCUCCUUGUGGACUCUUAAAUUGUGGAAACAGCUGCUUUGCAAACGUGGUUCUUCAAUGUCUCUCAUUCACAAGGCCUCUUAUUGCCUACUUGUUAGAGAAGGGGCACCGUAGAGAAUGCUGUCAUAAUGAUUGGUGCUUUCUGUGUGAAUUUGAAAUCCAUGUUGAAAAGGCGAGGAUAGGUUCUCAGGCAUUUUCUCCGAUGAAUAUCCUCUCUCGUUUACCUAAUAUUGGUGGUACACUGGGUUAUGGAAGACAAGAGGAUGCUCACGAGUUCAUGAGGUUUGCCAUUGAUGCUAUGCAAUCUGUUUGUCUUGAUGAAUUUGGUGGGGAAAAAGCUGUCCUUCCUAAGCAUCAAGAAACAACUCUUAUCCAACACAUUUUUGGUGGCCACCUUCAAUCUGAGGUGAUUUGCACUGAAUGUGAAAAAAAUUCAAAUCAAUAUGAAAAUAUGAUGGACUUGACUGUGGAAAUCCAUGGAGACGCUGCUUCCUUGGAGGAAUGUCUAGACCAAUUUACUGCCAAGGAAUGGCUUCAUGGGGAAAAUAUGUAUAAAUGUGAUGGGUGCAAGGGUUAUGUUAAGGCAUGGAAACGUCUCACUGUGAAACGAGCUCCAAAUAUUCUUACAAUUGCCUUGAAAAGAUUUCAGAGUGGGAGGUUUGGAAAACUUAACAAGAGAGUAACCUUCCCUGAGACUUUGGAUCUUAACCCUUACAUGAGUGAAAUUGGAGAUGGAUCAGAUAUUUAUAAGCUAUAUGCUGUUGUAGUACAUAUUGAUAUGCUGAAUGCUUCAUUUUUUGGUCAUUACAUCUGCUACAUCAAGGAUUUCUGUGGAAACUGGUACAGAAUUGAUGAUUGGAAGGUUACGAGAGUGGAAUUGGAAGAGGUGCUUUCUCAGGGUGCAUAUAUGCUGUUGUAUAGCAGGGUUAGUGCUCGACCAUCAGGCCUUCAAAUUUUUGAAUCUUCAGAGACAGCAGAAGCACAAACAGUCAAGGUGGACGUGCAACCUGGCCUAGAUGAACAAGCUGAAUGCCUCUCGGAUAUGCAGACCGUAACUUCUAGUAGAGGCUGUGAGGUUUUUCAAUCUCACAACAGUCCAGAGUUGAAGGUUUCUGUUUGUGAAAACAUGACUUUGACCGGAAUGAACUCUGGAGUUAAAAGAGGGCAUACUAAGGACGUGGAUGUUAUUGAUGUUGCAAAUGAGACUUCCUGCAGUGCUGUUGAAUCAUCUUCAAUGCAUAGUUCUGAAGCUGUGAAAGAUUUGGUGGAUAUAAAUAUGGAGAGAUCAAAUCUAUGCUCACCUGUUUUAGAACAGAUUUCAGGCUUCAUGGAAGUUCAAAAUGAUAUGGCUAAGUCUGAUCCUUCUCCAUGUUUGCCAAAUGGUUUUUCUUGCUUUGAUAAGGAUUCUGCUGCUCCAGGGGAUUAUCAAAACAAGCGGGAAGAGUCAGAACAUGUAGAUGUGAUUAAAUGCACUGGCAAUGCAAAUUAUAGCAAUGGAUAUGCCAGUGCAAACAACCAUGAUGUCCUAGUGGAAGAUGGUGAUGCAGUAUCUUCUGGCAUUGGUUCUUUUUCCACAGAAACAUCCUCGGCUGAAAUGCAUCAAUUGAAGCGGAGAUUGUCAUCCUACAGUUCUGAAGCUGACGGAGGAAAUGAUGUUAAGAAAAUGGAAAUAUCAGGCAACAAGUUAGUAAUUUAGGCGAGCUAUUUUUGUUGUUUGUUCAUAUCAAUUUGAUCAUCCCAUCAUCGGAAAGAGGUGGUGAGUUGGGAAAUUUUUAUCUGAGGUUUCAUUAUUUGCUGGAACCUUGGAUCUUAUUGUAACAUUUCUAGGUGGAUUCUCUAAUUUGAUUAUAGUGAGAAAAUAACUCCUUACUCCUUAUUUCUCUCAACUCAUGAUACCUAAAGAAAGCAAAAUUUUUGUGAUGUGCCCU
This is a messenger RNA of Abrus precatorius (Indian licorice), 2907 nucleotides long. Its product is annotated as ubiquitin carboxyl-terminal hydrolase 18-like. Gene Ontology annotation, biological process: protein deubiquitination. Gene Ontology annotation, cellular component: nucleus; cytosol. NCBI's taxonomy places the organism in Eukaryota, Viridiplantae, Streptophyta, Magnoliopsida, Fabales, Fabaceae. The record is from RefSeq and is a predicted model, not a curated record. Bases 465 to 2675 code for a protein of 736 amino acids. The transcript is spliced from 11 exons. Gene Ontology annotation, molecular function: cysteine-type deubiquitinase activity; cysteine-type endopeptidase activity.